GGGCCGGAGGGAGCGCGCGCGCAUGCGCCGUGGGUCGGGGGCCCCCGCCACCCCUCGGCCCAGCCCGGCCUGCUCAGGUGGAACAGAAUGAAAGAAGUAGACAAACUUGAAACUAUAAAAGAAGAAUGGGUUUGUGAACCAGGAUCUGACAAGCAGAUUCUCCAUGGUCAUGAACAAAACACUUAUGAGUAUUUAGUUGACAAUCUUUUUGAAGAAGCUCAGAAAGUUGGAGCAAUAUGCUUGUCACCAAAGGAUAUCAAGAAGAAACAGGUUGAUGUAUGUAUCAUGCUCUGGAAAAACGGUUUCACAGUAAAUAACGAUGAACUCAGAAGCUACACUGAUAGUGCAAGUCAACAGUUCUUGGACUCCAUAAAGAAAGGGGAAUUGCCUUUGGAAUUGCAAAAAGUGUUUGAUAAGGAAGAGGUGGAUGUGAAGGUUGAAGACAAGAAAAAUGUGGUGUAUGUGUCUAAGAAACCUGUAUUUCAGCCCUUUUCAGGCCCAGGUUACAGACUGGGAAGUGCCACACCAAAAAUAGUUUCCAAAGUAAAUAACAGUGGUGAAGCUAAGAACCAAAAGAUGCUUUCUUCCAUCCCAUUGAAUGAUUUAGAGCCCAGCACUAACGUGCAGAUAUGGUUAGCUGAUGGGAAAAGGAUCAUUCAGAAAUUUAAUGUUUCUCACAGAGUCAGCCAUGUCAGAGAUUUCAUCAGGAAAUACCAAGGAUCUGCAAGAAAUGUUCCUUUCACCCUUAGAACAGCUCUUCCUUUCCUCAAGCUUCUGGAUGAAACGCUCACUUUAGAGGAAGCUGAAUUACAGAAUGCCGUAGUCAUUCAGAGAUUUGAGAAAACAAUCGAACCUUUCGAAGGACUAUUAUAGUAUUGGUUUGUUACAGACCACCAACUUUACAGUGGGAAAGUUCCAGAAGAAUGACUGUUCUGGGUGGGAUAGACAAUCCAAAACAAGAAAAGUCAGAGUUGGGUUUAUUUGACAUUGGGCCCAGGAAAGAAUUAGCUGUCAUUUUAUCGGAAGAUUUGUAAAUGAAAGAUGACGAAACCAAAAAGCAACCUGGUCAGUAUUACUCAGAAUGAAGUGCACUUGUCUUCAAAAAGGCGGCUCCUGAAGUGUAAAACGUGGUAUUUAUUUUCGUAUCUUGCUUAUCGUCAUGAGUUUUAUAAUGGAUGCUCACAUCAUUUGGAGUUUGAUAUUGGCCAUAAAUGAGUAGCAUUCCUUCAAAAACUGUUCAUUGUCUUUUAGAAAGCUAUAUUAGCUCAUUAAAAGUGUAUUUUGAACUUUUGUCUGAUGAACCAGGUAAAAGCUUCAGUAGCGUUCUUAUAUUCCUAGUUACAAUUUAAUGGUUGAUAGGUAGCUCUAUCCUCUGCAUCAGUGUUGGCCUGUGUGCUUGGGAACAUGUGGAUGUGCAGUGUUCAUUCUUCCCAGUAUUGCAGGUGCAUUUUAAUUUCUGAAAGAUCCAGGACAAUUUGGCAGCAGUAGCCAAAGAAAUUCAUUCAAUCGUAUUUAUUGAGCACUCACCGUUUGCAGAGCACUGUACUAAGCGCAUGUACUAAGAAAUAACAUCUUUGGAGAAAGCACAAUCAGUAGUUUGAGCAUUAUCAUCUGUUCUUGCUCCAGUAACUGUUAACUGUGAUCAGUAUUACCUAAUAAGAGCACAUAAGAUUUCUACCCACUUUAUUUCCUUGUGUCGUCUUAUGAAGAAACAUGUGUGUCCUUUCUUUUCCAGCUUGUCCUCCCACUCCUAACCUCCGCCAGGUCUUUUGCUUUAUCAUCUCCUUUAGAUCUCAUUUUUUUUCCUGUAUAUUAGGUUGUGUGUUUGGCAAUAUCAUCUAUGCUCUCUUUUGCUGUUUAUUUAUUGAAAAUGAAUAGAUAAAGCUACAUAGCCUAAACACAGUUUUUAUGUAGAAAGCAGAAAGCUUAUCCUGUGAUAUAAAUGACAGUUCUUAUUCAUGGAAAACCUCAAAUACUGAUCUGCAUUCUUUAUGUUAAUUAUUUGGUAGAUACAGUUGUCCCUAGGAAGAAUUAAAUUUUUCCAGCUAAACAUAGAUAGGGACACUUCACUGCCUCUUCAUAACCUUGGUAAAUUGUAUCCUCCUACCGCUCUAUUUGUCUGAAAACAAUAAAUAAAACUGGAAAAUGAUCAAGACAAUUAGCUCUAGAGUGACCUUUUACUGUCUGCGUAGGAAUUAAAUAGCUUCUAUUGAUACUGGUAAGAUCGAGCAGUUAGGUCCAUGCUCUUUCCGGUAAGAUGUACACUGUUAGAACCAUAGUAAAGCCAAAGUUUUCCUAACCAAAGUGGUUUAAGCUACUCUUAAUGACCUAAAAGCUUUGAUACUCAAUUCUCUCCAUUUUCUUUUUCAAUUGUGACCAUGAUUCCACACUGUGACUAAUUCUCAAACAGUUGCUACAAGCAGAGCGUAAAUCUGGAAGCUGUUGCCUGGGCGAGUAGACAGUUUAAGGUUAGAACAUUGUUAAGGUAUUAGGGAACAUAGGGGAGAAUGGGAGCCUGUUGGGACCUGGGUUCUAAUCUCGGCUCUGCCACUCGCCUGCUGUGUGACCAUGGGCAAGUCACUUAACAUCUCUGUGCCUCAGUGACCUCAUCUGUAAAAUGAGGAUUAAGACUAUAAAUCUCAUGUGAGACCGGGACUGUGUCCAAGCUGAUUAGCUUGCAUCUACCCCAGCUUUUAGAACAGUGCUUGGCACAUAGCAAGUGCUUAAAUACUAUUAAGAAACAAUUUGUGCACAUGCUGAGGAUAUCAGAGAGGGCGAGUGCUACCGCACGUUUUCCUGACUGUGAGAUUUUGCAAGAACGUAACCUAUGUAUUACAGGAGAACUCGGUGGACUUCUGUACUUUACAUCUUGGUUGGAUCCAUAUAUGAUGGCGGGCUAGGAAAUGUCACAAAUGAGCAUCUUCACGAGAACAUUUGCACCUCACCCAAAUUGUACUUUCCAAGCGCUCAGUAUGGCGCUCUGCACACAGUGAGCGCUCAAUAAAUACAAUUGAAUGAACCCAAACUACAGAUGGCUCAAAUUCAGGUUAGAACGGUUUCUUGCAAACUCUUGUCCCUGUUGGGAUAUAGAAAAUGCACUGCUAUUCAUGAGAACCCCAAUUUAUUGGUUGUCUUUAGGUUACGUUUCUAUGCACUGUAUUCAACCUAAAAAACGAGAUCAGUAAAACAUGCCUAUCAUUGGUUUUGGAUGCUAAUGUUAGAAAUACAAUAUUAGAUGGCGAUGAAUAUAUUUUAGUGCCUUAGAGAACUUAAGACAGUGAUAGUGCAUAAUGAUUGUGGAAUAUAUUUUUCUUCAACAUUAAAUGCUGUUUGUAAGAAGUUCAUGAAACAGUUGCAGUAAUAUAUAUUUGUAUUUUUAAUGAAACUACAUCUGAAUUGAGUUGUCCUUCAUCCCCAAAGUAUUAGAUCUACUAGAGGUUUUAAACAGAAUGCUCAAAUAAACUCUAGAAAAACUGCAA
This is a messenger RNA of Ornithorhynchus anatinus (platypus), 3479 nucleotides long. RefSeq names its product UBX domain protein 2A (gene UBXN2A). Lineage: Eukaryota; Metazoa; Chordata; Mammalia; Monotremata; Ornithorhynchidae. Gene Ontology annotation, biological process: autophagosome assembly; membrane fusion; nuclear membrane reassembly. Gene Ontology annotation, cellular component: nucleus; cytosol. The coding region runs from base 88 to 873 and encodes 261 amino acids. The transcript has 7 exons. The record is from RefSeq and is a predicted model, not a curated record. Gene Ontology annotation, molecular function: ubiquitin binding.